Molecule: messenger RNA, 2400 nt
Organism: Eutrema salsugineum
Lineage: Eukaryota; Viridiplantae; Streptophyta; Magnoliopsida; Brassicales; Brassicaceae
Product: ATP-dependent zinc metalloprotease FTSH 6, chloroplastic
Biological process (GO): proteolysis
Cellular component (GO): chloroplast thylakoid; membrane
Molecular function (GO): ATP hydrolysis activity; ATP-dependent peptidase activity; zinc ion binding
Source: RefSeq, a predicted model, not a curated record
GUUGUUCCAUAGUACAAUCUCUGGAUCAUUCAAGAAGAUAAUUAAAUGUUCCAGAGAAAGACAAAAGAAACUAGAAACAUCCGCCUCGUUUUGGUCAUCACUCAUCAUUCAUCUUCUCCUUUUAUUGUUUAUAUAACAAUCUCGAACAAAUUAGCACAAACAUCAAAAUACCAAAUCUUUAUCUCAGAGAAUCUUUGACGCAUAAUCUCGAAGAAGAACAAAGGCCUUGGCUUUGAUCUUCUAAAUGGCAUCAUCAUCAUCAUCAUCAUCAGCUUUGUCUCUCCCUCUCUCUAACAUCCCAAACUGUAAUAACAAGUCCCAAGAGUUUCCAAAACCGACCCAUUUAUUGAAAUCCAGCCACAGGCCUAAGGCCCCUCUUCACAGAACCCAAAAUUUAGACCAUAAACUCACCAAGAGAGCACUAUUGAGUUUGACUGCCUUGGGAUUUACGUCAUCUCUAACAACUUCUCUUGCUCACCCCGCAAAAGCUGAACCAGAAGCUCCCAUCGAAGCCACUUCCAAUAGAAUGUCAUACUCGAGGUUCCUGCGCCAUCUGGAAGAGAAUGAAGUGAAGAAAGUUGACUUGUUCGAGAACGGGACUGUUGCCAUCGCAGAGAUCUCCAAUCCAGCAUUAAGAAAGAUUCAGAGGGUUAGGAUUAACCUUCCCGGAUUACCGGUCGAUCUGAUCAGGAAGAUGAGGGAGAAGAACGUCGAUUUCGCUGCUCAUCCCAUGGAUGUGAAUUGGGGAGCUUUCUUGCUCGACUUCUUGGGGAAUCUCGGGUUUCCUUUGCUCUUACUUGGCUCUCUGCUUUUAACAUCUUCUUUUAAUAGAAACCCUGCUAGACCCAACUUGCCUUUUGGUCUUGGAAGGAACAAAGCUAGGUUUGAGAUGGAACCAAACACAGGGAUAACGUUCGAGGAUGUAGCAGGAGUAGACGAAGCCAAGCAAGACUUUGAAGAGAUAGUUGAGUUCUUGAAAACCCCAGAAAAAUUCUCAGCCUUGGGGGCUAAAAUCCCAAAAGGCAUCUUGUUGACCGGACCGCCGGGAACCGGAAAAACUCUUCUGGCCAAGGCUAUAGCCGGAGAAGCCGGCGUUCCGUUUUUCUCAUUGUCGGGCUCGGAGUUCAUAGAGAUGUUCGUUGGUGUAGGAGCUUCUAGGGUUAGAGACUUGUUCAAUAAGGCAAAGGCUAAUUCACCUUGUUUAGUGUUCAUUGAUGAGAUCGAUGCUGUUGGGAGGAUGAGAGGAACCGGUUUAGGAGGAGGAAACGACGAACGUGAGCAGACGCUAAACCAGAUUUUAACCGAAAUGGACGGGUUUACGGGGAAUACUGGAGUGCUUGUGAUCGCUGCAACAAACCGGCCGGAGAUUCUAGACUCUGCUUUGAUCCGAGCAGGAAGAUUCGAUAGACAGGUAUGUUUGGUUAAGGCUUGACAUACAAAAUCUAGCAAACAAGACCGAUCUGGUAAUAAUAUAAUGGUGGUUUAAUUUGAACAGGUUUUCGUUGGUUUACCGGAUAUCAGAGGACGAGAGGAGAUACUGAAAGUUCACAGCAAAAGCAAGAAACUUGACAAUGAAGUGCGUUUGAGCGUGAUCGCCAUGAGAACUCCGGGUUUCAGCGGAGCAGACCUGGCGAAUCUUAUGAACGAAGCCGCGAUUCUCGCCGGAAGAAGAGGAAAAGACAAAAUUACCCUCGAAGAGAUUGACGACUCGAUCGAUCGGAUCGUCGCCGGAAUGGAAGGGACGAAGAUGAUCGAUGGUAAAAGCAAAGCGAUUGUAGCGUACCACGAAGUCGGACACGCAGUCUGUGCGACAUUGACGGUGGGUCACGACCCGGUUCAGAAAGUAACGUUGAUUCCUAGAGGUCAAGCACGUGGUCUCACGUGGUUCAGACCGGGAGAAGAUCCGACAUUGGUUUCUAAACAGCAACUGUUCGCUAGAAUCGUCGGGGGACUCGGAGGCAGAGCCGCCGAGGAUGUGAUUUUCGGAGAGCCGGAAAUAACCGCCGGAGCCGCCGGAGAUAUCCAGCAAAUCACCCAGAUCGCAAGACAGAUGGUGACGAUGUUUGGUAUGUCGGAGAUUGGUCCGUGGGCUCUAACCGACCCAGCGGCUAAGCAAAGCGACGUCGUUCUUAGGAUGCUCGCGAGAAACCCCUUGUCCGAGAAACUCGCGGAGGAAAUUGAUUCGUGCGUGAGGAAAAUAAUCGGUAACGCUUACGAGAUCGCGAAGAACCACGUGAGGAAUAACAGAGAAGCCAUAGACAAGCUUGUUGAUGUUUUGUUGGACAAGGAAACCUUAACCGGAGACGAAUUUCGAGCGAUUUUGUCUGAGUACACUGAUAAACCUUUAAAUACCGAGGAUAAAGCUCGAAUCAAAGACUUGAUUAGUGUGUAAUACAAAUC